AUGGAUGUCGAUCCCCCUUCUACACCAUACGCCGGUCCAGAGCCCGUCAGAGGCGGUGCGGAGACUAGAACCACACCCCCAUCAUCCGGUUCGAAAAUUGUGCAGAGGCAUCAGCGCUCAACUUCAGUGGAUAUGCUAGCCAAUGAGCAGCGGUCUGGUGAGACCAACCGAUAUACCGCAGCUUCAGAGACAAGCUCUACCUCAAAUCAAGGAUCCAGUACGGCCAGCACUUCAGCCACUAGCUACGAGCCGUCCCCGCCGGCUAGCUCGAUGUUUCCAACCACUGAUGGCACCGCUGCCGCGGGCCAGGUUCCUUCCGUCGAUGAGCAGAUCUCUUUAGUCACACCAUUGCUCGCUGAGCCGCUUCAGGAAGGCCAGAAGGGCUUCAUUGUGUCGGCUCGUUGGCUCGCUCGAGUGAUGGCUCGCAGCACCGAGGGUCAAAGGAGCAAUGAAUAUCCGAAGGAAGCGAGCGAAGGGGAGAUCGGGCCAAUAGACAGCUCGGACCUCGUUGACGCUCAUUUUGAUGAGCGCCUCAUAGAUGAGAAGGGUGAUCCCUUCAUACCACUCAAACCUGGUUUGCGCAUGAAUGACGAUUUCGAGGUCUUUCCUGAAAAAGCUUGGGCUUGGAUGCUGCAGUGGUACAGCGUGGCGGAAGGAUCGCCAUCCAUUGUGCGCUACGUACACAAUACUAGUCCUGAAGACGCGGCUAUCCAAAAUCUGCAAUAUGAGCUCUAUCCACCGAUAUUCACCAUCCAGAAGCUGAGGAACGAUACACAUGGCUUUUCGCAGCAACUAUUGAAGGAUGCGCAGCGCAAUGCACCCAGGGUCGUCGGGAGCCGAAAUCAGCUGUUCCAGGAUUUCCUGGGUCAGGCCAAGGCUGUAGCGGACAUCGAUCGCAAGACGAAGGUUCAGCUCUGGAGAGUCAUUGUGCCGAUAUCGACCGGCUCCAGCGAGGAGCAGACUAAUGGCCAGUCUGGUAUGUUGACGCCCGCCACCUCUCGCAGCGGCUCUCAAUCGCCUCCGCCUGUUGCAGCACCACCCCCGAAGCUCCUUAUUGACAUUGCUACUUUCACUGCCAUGGCCGAGGGUACUCAGCGUGAAAUGGUCGAUGCCAAGGACGAGACUAUGAACGAGAAGUACAACGGUCACCUGAGGCUUGAUACAGUUGGUCUUGCCCAGGACCAGGUUCUCAUUCUGGAAGAGCAAAUCCGCAAUGUGCCCGGUGAUGAAUUUGUAUCCGAUGCUGCACGAAAGGCUGCCAGCAAGAAUGGCAUUUCGUUGAAACCGGGCACCACGGACCAGGUCAUAACAGCGUCCGGAAGGAGUACUCCUGCGCCCUCUGGACCUAUCACGCGAGGCAGAGCAAGAAAGGACGGCAGGACUCGUGGCACCGUAGGCCUGAUCAAUCUCGGCAACACCUGCUACAUGAACUCUGCUCUGCAGUGUAUUAGAAGCGUCGAGGAGCUGACCAUGUACUUUCUUGAGGAACAGUACAAGAAAGAUCUCAAUCCCAGCAAUCCGCUUGGUUACGGCGGUGGGAUGGCGAAGGCAUACGCCGGCCUGCUAGCGAGCAUCUACAGUGACGCAAACAUAUCCUCCUUCUCGCCCAAAGCUUUCAAGGGCGCACUGGGCAAAGCGCAGCCCAUGUUCUCUGGGUACGGUCAGCAGGACUCUCAGGAGUUCCUCAGUUUCUUGGUGGACGCAUUGCACGAAGACCUCAACCGCAUUCAGAAAAAGCCUUACGUCGAGAACCCGGAAUCCGAUGACAAGACUGUUAAUGAUCCAGAGGCCAUCCGUGCACUUGGUGAGAAAUUUCGUGAGAUACACCAUGCUCGCAACGACUCUGUCGCAACAGACCUGUUCAGCGGUUUCUACAAGAACACUAUGGUUUGUCCCGAAUGUGACAAAGUCAGCAUAACGUUCGAUCCCUUCUCUUUACUCACUCUACAACUUCCAAUCGAGCAGACUUGGCAGCACACUGUGUUUUUCUCACCGUUGCACCAGCCUCCCAUGCAGAUCGAUAUCGACAUCGACAAGAACGCAACCAUUCGAAGCCUCAAGGAAUACGUUGCGAAGAGAGUACCUGGCCUGAAGUGGAAUCGCUUGAUGGUUGCCGAGAUUUACAGCCACAAGUUCUACAAGAUCUUCGAGGACAACAAGACCCUAGCCGAGCUCAACAUCCAGUCAAGAGACGACAUCGUAGUCUACGAGCUCGAGCAUGUUCCGAGCAAUUUUCCUCCGCCAAAGAAGAGGCAGGGUAAGGUGCGAUCGAUGCUUAGCUUCGGCAACAACAAUUCGUCGGACGAGGAGGUCCCCGAUAACAACUCUCCGCUCGCUGACCGAAUGGCGGUGCCAAUAUUCCAUCGGAUACCGCAGCCAACGGCAUACAGUUCGUCCACGGCGAUGAAGCUUUGGCCGGCUUUCAUAACGAUCACCCGGGAGGAAGCACAGAACUACGACGAGAUCCUUCGUAAGGUUCUGGGCAAAGUUGCCACUAUGACUACCAAGGACAUUUUGACAGAAGACAACUCUCGAUAUGGAACGCUCGCUUCGAGAAAUAGCUCGGACGCUAUUCUUACGACUGACGACGACGCUUCUUCCAACCUCGACCCUGCGGUACAAGCUAGAUCCGUCGAGGGCGAAGACAGCGUUGUCGAUGUAUCAAUGACGGAGCCUGCGGAGUCUAUGGAGCAGCCUACUGAGGCUAUGGACAGCUCUGGCGAAGCUGAGGUUCCCGGCUCGAAGCCGGCGCAUCCAGUGCUGGAGCCGGGAAGCUUCAUCCAACCCGGACUCAGAUACUUGUUCGAUAUCAAGUACGCGAAAAAGGGCAACGAGCUGAUCCAAACCGGAUGGAGUGCCAUUGACGGCAACAAGGACUACCCGCUGAUCCAAUCACGCGUUCCGUAUAACGAGCGCCGACGGUCAUCGACUGGCAGCGGUAGUUACAAGUCGUCCGCCAGCGACGAGAUGACUGAUCCACGUGAUAUCCCGACACAUUCGGCGGAUCCGAACGACUCUGGCAACGAAAGUGACAACAGCCUCCCUCCAAUCAACCAGAUCAUCCAACGCCCUCUCCAGCAAACCCGGCAGAAAGCCAACCGUGUGGGCGGCAGGCGCAUCACAACAUACUCGCGGAAGUCCAAGCGUCCAACCGCGGCUCCGGUGGCUGGACUCCGUGGCGGCCUUGGUAGACAGCCCUCCGCAGAGCCAGAUGGCGACUCGGCCCUAAUUUGCCUCGGCGAAGCCAUCAUCUUGGACUGGAACCCUGAGGCUUACGAGUCGCUCUUCGAAGGCGUGAACAACGACGACAUGCGCGGUCAAGAGACUUGGGCACAGAUGACGACGCUCCCAGACCCGGAAUUAGCGGAAAAGAAAGCGAAACGCGCCGCGCGGAGAAAACAUGGUAUCACGCUUGAGGAUUGCUUCGCCGAGACGGCGAAAGGAGAGAUCCUGUCCGAGGAGAAUGCGUGGUACUGCAAUCGUUGCAAGGAGCUGCGCCGCGCAAGCAAGACGUUGGAGAUAUGGACGCUGCCGGAUAUCCUGGUCAUCCAUUUGAAGCGGUUCAGCGCGAACAGGGGUUUCAGGGACAAGAUCGACGUGCUGGUGGAUUUCCCAACCGAAGGCUUGGAUCUCAGCUACCGCGUCGGGCUCAAAGAGGGCAAGGAGACCAUCUACGACCUUUUCGCGGUAGACAACCACUAUGGCGGUCUUGGCGGUGGCCACUACACGGCGUUUGCACAGAACUUCUACGACAAGCAGUGGUACGAAUACAACGACUCCCAAGUAUCCCAACGCAGCGCCGCCCACUCGGUCACCCCAGCCGCCUACCUCCUCUUCUACCGCCGCCGCUCUCCCACCCCUUUAGGCCCGCCCUACCUCCAACACCUCGUCGCCAAAUCCCACCACGCCUCCGAAGCACCCUCUGAGGCCUCGUCGCGGCAGAAUUCCCCAAAAGGCCUCCGGCUCGACGGCCCGGCUUCCUCGCCGACGUCGUCGAGCGCCUUACCAGCAGGAGCAAGAGCCGGAGCCGCAGCGCAAGCCGCAGCGGGAGUCCUUCGAAGCGCUGGUUCUGGGACCGGGGUGGGUCUGAUGGGAAUGGAGGGGGAGGAGGAGGUGGUGGAGGUGGUGGGUAGUAUUGAGAGGCCGCCCGGGUAUGUGGAGGAUGAGGGCGUGGGGCUGGAUGAGGCGGACGAGCUUGGUGGCCUCGAGGACGACACGAUUGAGGACGAGGAGCCGCCGGCGUAUUCAGCGGGGCUGGGCGGUCUGAUGGGCCGGGCCUCCGGACAGGAUUGGACGAAGCCGGGCUGGAACUGGGACGGCACGAUGAAUAGGCAUGCUGCGGGAGCGGCGCUGGGCAGUGACGAUGAGGCCGGAGACGCGGCGAGUGAUACGGCGGCUAAUGGGAGUAACGCGGGAGACUCGCUCGGCGAUCGGAUGCUUGAGGAUUUCGGCGAUGAGAUGGGGCCGAGGCCUGGGAAUGUCAGUCCCAUGUCUACCGAGGAGAUGCCGGAUCUGGGGGGCGAGAUGGGGGAUCCGCCCGUUGCGGAGGUGAGAUUGGAGGAGGAGUGGAAGGAGGGCAAGGAUGAAUGA
Molecule: messenger RNA, 4590 nt
Organism: Coniosporium apollinis CBS 100218
Lineage: Eukaryota; Fungi; Ascomycota; Dothideomycetes
Exons: 4
Coding region: 1-4590 (1529 amino acids)
Biological process (GO): protein deubiquitination
Molecular function (GO): cysteine-type deubiquitinase activity
Source: RefSeq, a predicted model, not a curated record